Molecule: messenger RNA, 2028 nt
Organism: Paramecium sonneborni
Lineage: Eukaryota; Ciliophora; Oligohymenophorea; Peniculida; Parameciidae
Source: the annotation of a GenBank genome assembly
AUGCUUGAUGAAUUUUAGGGGUAUUUGGAACCAAUUCAAAAUAAAAACUUCUUAGAUUAUUGUUUCUGUUUUAUUAUGGGGAUUUUGAUUUUAGCAUUAUUUAUUUAUCAUUGGAAAACGAAAAAUGAUAUUGGGUCCUUAUAUAGCCUUAUAAACAAAUCAAUUCCCUAGAAAAUAGAAUAAACUAAUUAAACUAAUUUGAACACAAAGAAUGGGCACAGAAAUAUAUAAGAUGAUAAAAAAAAUAAUAUUCAGAACUAAAAAAAUAGUUCUAUAUAAAAGAAAGAAAUUAAGGAAAUAGAAGAUAAAAUCAAGGAUAAUAACAUGUAAUAAAUAGAAAAGAAGAUAAGUUCGUUGAAAAAAUAAUUAGAAGAUAUAAUUAAUUAGAAUAAAAAGCUAAAUGAAGAGUUAGAUAAUUUGAAAUAAAAAGAAAUCCAAAAUCUUCAAAAGUAGUCAAAUGAAAUACAAUAAGAAGUAAAUUAGAUGAAGUAACAAAUAGAUAUGUAAAUCAACAAUAAAUAAUUACAAUAAGUGGGAGUUUAACAAAAAAUCGAUAAUUUAACAACUCAGCAAGAUUAAUUUUAUAUAGAUAUUAAUCAAAUAAAAGAGAAACUAAACAAUUAAUUUCAUCAGCCUGAGAUCUUAAAAAUAAUAAAUGAAUAAAUAAAAAUUUAAAAAGAUAUUACAGAAAUUUAGGGCGAAGUAAAACAACAUAAAUAAAGUAUUUAAAAAUUAGAAAAUGACAACAAAGAUUCACUGCCAUAACCCUUACAAUCAUUACAACCACCAAAACCACCAUAACCACCGUAACCACCAUAACAACCACAACCAUUACAACCACCAGAACCACCACAACCAUUACAACCACCAUAACCACAACAACCACAACAACCACAACAACCACCAUAACCACCAUAACCACCACAACCAUUACAACCACCACAACCACCACAACCACCAUAACCACUAUAACCACAACAACCACCAUAACCAUUACAACCACCAUAACCACCAUAACCAUUACAACCACAACAACCACCAUAACCACCAUAACCACCAUAACCAUUACAACCACAACAACUACCAAACCCAACCCCACCAUAACCACCGUAACCCCCAUAACAACCACAACCAUUACAACCACCAUAACCACCGUAACCACCAUAACAACCACAACCCUUACAAUCAUUACAACCAUCACAACCACCAUAACCACCAUAACCACUACCCAAUAAUUAAACGAUUGUAUCAAAUCUUUAUAAUUUAACUUCCAAAACACGAUAAGUUUAACAAUAAUACAGAGCUUUUGUUGGUGAUUUUAUGGAUUAAAAUGCAUUGAUUACAGAAUAUGGAAUGAAAAAAAAAGAAAAUAAGGAUAAAUUAAAAGAACAUCUAAUUGGAAUGAGAAAUGCAAGAGGAGAUGGAAAUUGUUUUUAUACAUCUUUUGUGUUCUAAUAUUUAGAUUUUAUGAUAAAUACAACAGACCAAUAAUUUUAAGAACUCAUUCAAUAAAUAAAUAUGCUGAAAUUUUAAGUUACAUUUUAACGAUAAAAUUUUAAUUAAUCUGAGUUUAAUGAAUUGCAAAAGAAAUUUAAAGCAAUGUGCGAAUAUCUUAGAAAAUAAAAAAUAGAGAAUAGAAUUUAAUAAUUUUAUGACUAUUUUAAAGAUGACGAUAAUGAAUUUUAUGGUUUAUCAAUAAUAUUCUUAAGAAAUUUAGCCUAUAAGUUUUGUAUUGAAGAUGAAUUGAUAUCAAGUUUGUUUGUAGCAUAAGGACUAGAUCUAGAAUAGUAACUAUUAGAAUGGGAAUAUGAUUGCGAAUAUAAUGAGGGUGUAAUAAACUUGUUAAGUGAAAAGUUAAACAUGUAAAUUUAUCAAUACAUAUUUAGAUCUACUAUGUAAUUUAUAUGCGAUUCUAAAACCAACUCUAUCAAAAUAAUAAACUUCAAUUAAGACCAAAACACUAAGCUAUCAAUAUAUUUGUUGUUUCGACCUGGGCACUAUAACAUUGGAGUUCCCAAAUAGCAUUGA